Molecule: messenger RNA, 3224 nt
Organism: Drosophila subobscura
Lineage: Eukaryota; Metazoa; Arthropoda; Insecta; Diptera; Drosophilidae
Exons: 5
Coding region: 3-3194 (1063 amino acids)
Cellular component (GO): cytoplasm
Molecular function (GO): guanyl-nucleotide exchange factor activity
Source: RefSeq, a predicted model, not a curated record
AUAUGGAUAUACCCAGCACUGGCGCUAUAUUCACUCUGGGCAAAUCCCAUUUGGCGGAGAAUACCCAAAGUUAUUUCUACAUUAAAAAUGAUCCUGUAAAGCGUCUGAUAUCGGGUCCACACCAAAGUGCAGUCAUAUGCGAAUCUGGCCGACUAUUUGUUUGGGGCGAGAAUCACUUUGGACAGCUGGGAAUUGGCGGCCACAGUGGCACCACAGCCAGCGCCAAAAGGGGCAACUCAACCACCAAUGGGGAUAUAGUCACAAAGCCCACAUGUGUAAAGGCCUUGAAAAGUCUCGGAUUGAAGAUCUGCGAUGCGGCCUUUGGCAGCAAUUGGUCCGUGAUGCUAACACACUCGAAUGAAAUCUUCUUUACGGGUCGCAACAUCUUUCCGGAGGAUACGCAUGUGGCACAGCAUUUUAUCAGCGCACAGGUGGAGCAGCAGCAGUGCGCCAUCAUACGGAAACCCUUUCGGUUGGAGGAGUUCGAUGACUAUCUGUCCAAGAGCGAGGAAACGGACAACUUCUUGUCCGUGCAGGCGGGCAACGAGCACUUUGCCGUGCUGACCACCACUGGCCGGCUGAUUGGCUGCGGUUCGAAUGGCCAGCAGCAGCUGGGCGAGCUCGAGGCCGACUACGAUGGCCAUCCCGUGGAGAUUAAACUGGAUGCCACCGUGCAGCAGUUUGCCUGCGGUCCAGAGUCCACGCUGGUGCUGACGGCCAGCGGAAGUCUCUUCCUCACCGGGCACCUCAAUGAGUUUGUUUUUCCCAAGUUCACGGAGCUGCAGAAGAAUCUCUCGCCCACGGAGCAGAUCAUCUUCAUGCACAUCUCCAAGGCCAGCGAGAUUUACAUCGUGAGCAACGUGGGCAACAUCUACCGCAGCUUCGAGUCGGUGCGGAACAAGAGCCUGGUCUUCCAGCGCUUCUACGACUACGACAGCGAGGAGAACGGCCCCAUCUGGAAGCUGCUGAAGGGCUUCUCCUUCUACGCGGCCCUCAGCAAGGCCAACAAGUUCUUCACGACCUUCUCGGAGAGCGGCCACCACCUGAAGACCUUUCGCGAGAUCUCCAAGUUCAAGAAUCUCCGCCUGCUGGACAUUGCCGUGGGGGAUCAGCACAUCCUGGUGCAGGGCAUACCCAGAUCAUCGAUGGCCUCCGCCUCGGUGGGUGUGAGCAACAGCUUCGUUCUGCAGCCAAAGGAUGACAAUGGGAAUGUGCUGGAGCAGGGCAGGAACAGCAGCGGACGCAGCCUCACCAAGCAGCAACAGGUGGCGGAGGAAAUGGAAGAGCGGACCACGUCCACGGCUAUGGGUGCGGGCGUUGCUGCGGGAGUGGGCACUGCAGUUGGCACAGCGGCAGCCAUGGAGGCUGUGAAGCAUUUAACAAAUGGAAACGAGGCAGAAGAGGCAGAAAAAGACAACAAGAAUGAAGUGCAGGCAAAAGAGGAAGCGAAGGAAAUGCAGGCCGAGGUGAAUGGCAAUGAAGAGGAGCUCAUACCAAGCAGCCAGAAGGACGAGCAACAACCAACAAAACCUCAAAGCGGAGACCACAAACAGAUGGAACCAUCGGCACCCAUGGAGAGCCCUAAAAAACCCAUGGAAAGCCCCAAGAAAAGCCCCAAGAAACCCAUGGAAAGCCCUAAAAAACCUGCAGAGUCCUCCAUUAAGCAGAUGGAUUCAAUGGAUAAGCUACCAACUCCGCCCACACAUACGCCCACACCACCACCACCCAAAUCGCCGGCAGAUUCGAUUGGUUCUCUGCAGUCCGCACGCUUUGUGCAGCCCGGAAAUCCGCUGCAGAAGCUGGAGGAGGGCAGCCAGGAGAAGCAAAUGCUGCGUCCACGCACACCAUAUCCGGACAGCAGCAAUGGCAGCACUCCGCAGACCAUCAAAAAGACGCCCAUAAGGAACUUCUCGUACGAGGCGGCCAUGGAUCAUGACCAUCUGGAGAGAACGUCGCCCGAGCUGGUGGAUAGCCUGGAGACGGUGGAAGAGGUCUCUGCGCCGGCCACCAUUCAAGUGUCCACGCCCACGCCGCCCACAGAGGAGGAUGAGCAGCUGGCGGUGGAGAUAACCACAACGAAGGACUCGAGGGAUGGCAGCAAGGUGGUCAACGAGAUUCGAUUCAUCAACAACGGGGUGGAUGUCACGGCCAAGGUGGAGGAGCAAAUGCCGGACACAUCCCUAGAGGACUCAACGGAGGAGCUGGAGUCGGAUGCCGAACAGACGCUGCAACAGAUGGAAGAGCGCGUGGAGAAGACAGUCGCUGAGCACAAAGACGAGGCUCUGAGGGCCACAGAGGAGGUAAGAGAUGGCCUGGAGUCCAGGCGAGACUCGAUCCAGACGGCAGUGAAGAAUGCCGCUCAGGGAGCAAAGAAAUCGAUGGAGGCGGCAGGGGAGCGCAUGGCCACAGGCGCUCGCGGCGCAGUGGAUGCUGUGGGCGAUGCAGUUGGGGCGGCGGGCAAGGGUGCCCAGCGGAUGGCCAACGAUGCAAUGCACGCCAUGGAGCAGGCGGGCAGCAGUGCAGCGAAGGCAGCCUCCGAAACGAAGGACUCGAUGGGCAGGGCCAUGGACUCGGUGACCAACAAGAUCUCCAGCGAGGUGCUUGGCGCCAAGGAGAACAUUUCGUCGCUGUUUCAGAUCAAGGCAGCCCGCGAAGCAGAUCCGCACACCACGCCAGUGUCCACGCCACGUGGCGACGAUGAGGAAAUGGAUAUUUCCUCGAAGGAUGGCGGACCCAAGACAAACACAACCGUGGGCUCUGGCGAGGAGGAUGAACGAACGACGGCAUCUGUGAACUCGAACCACAACUCAGCGGGGAAUGGGAAUCGAGCGCAGUUCGAGGAGAGCACGCCCUUUGAGCCGAACAAUUCCUAUGUCGAUCCCCUCGAUGCCGUUGUUGAGCGCAGCAAGAAGGCCAUGCAGGAGGACCUGCGGGCAAUGGAAAUGCGAGCGAACUCACAUGUCCAUGCGGUUGCGCACAAAACGGAGGAGGAAACAAAGGGCUUCGUUCAGCAGUUUCUGGAUAACGUGCGGCUCUCAUGUCGCAACGAAAGGGCCGUCGAUAUACAGGAUGAGACGCGACCGCCUCCGCCGGCAGCAGCGACGCACCACAACAAAAACAAAGUCAACAGCGAGCUCAGUUUAAGCAACGGGCAUGGCGAGCAGCAGGCGUCACGUGUUUGCACGAUUUUAUAAAACUUGCACUACCAUUCACAACACUUUUCU